CCGGCCAAUCAGCACUGCGAAGCCGUCCGGGAGGCGAGUCACACUCCGAUUGGCCAAUGACAGGGAAGGUUCCGCCCUCCGUGCCCAGCUCUGAUUGGCUUAAAAUCAGGAACAGGCGUGAACCCCGGAAGGCAGUGGCAAGAUGGCGUCCCUGGAUCGGGUAAAGGUCCUGGUGUUGGGAGACUCAGGUGUUGGGAAAUCUUCACUAGUUCAUCUUCUGUGCCAAAAUCAAGUGCUGGGAAAUCCAUCAUGGACUGUGGGCUGCUCGGUAGAUGUCAGAGUUCAUGACUACAAAGAAGGAACCCCAGUAGAGAAGACCUACUACAUAGAAUUAUGGGAUGUUGGAGGUUCUGUGGGCAGUGCCAGCAGUGUGAAGAGCACAAGAGCAGUAUUCUACAACUCUAUCAAUGGUAUUAUUUUAGUACAUGACUUAACAAAUAAGAAGUCAUCCCAAAACUUGUAUCGUUGGUCAUCAGAAGCUCUCAACAAGGAUUUGGUGCCAACCGGAGUCUUGGUAACAAAUGGGGAUUAUGAUCAGGAACAGUUUGCUGAGAACCAAAUCCCACUCCUGGUAAUAGGGACUAAACUGGAUCAAAUUCAUGAAACCAAGCGCCAUGAAGUUUUAACUAGGACUGCUUUCCUGGCUGAGGAUUUCAAUGCAGAAGAGAUUAAUUUGGAUUGCACAAAUCCACGGUACUUAGCUGCUGGUUCUUCUAAUGCUGUCAAGCUCAGUAGGUUUUUUGAUAAGGUCAUAGAAAAGAGAUACUUUUUAAGAGACAGUAAUCAGAUUCCAGGCUUUCCUGAUCGAAAGAGGUUUUGGGGAGGAACAUUGAAGAGCCUUCAUUAUGACUGAAUUAUGUGCAUCCUUUGGAAGAGUGAGAAAGCAGUGGCAAUUUUUCACAGCAUUCUUCUGGCUGUGUUAAUUAUUAAUGGCUCAGCCUUUUAAUGAAAUCAUCUUAAAAUGCCACCCUUCACCCUCACCCUUUAAUGGAAAACUAAAAGGAACUGACAGUGCAGGAGGUCUGAACUUUGUCCCCAUUCUCUCUGUUCCUCACCUUUCUGUCCCUGUUUAUAGAUUAUGUAAAAGCCUUAUGGAAAUAUGAGAUGUUGUCAAAAUGAUG
Messenger RNA from Myotis daubentonii (Daubenton's bat), 1121 nucleotides. RefSeq names its product RAB, member of RAS oncogene family like 3 (gene RABL3). The record is from RefSeq and is a predicted model, not a curated record. Lineage: Eukaryota; Metazoa; Chordata; Mammalia; Chiroptera; Vespertilionidae.